Gavialis gangeticus (Gharial) is the source of this 5093-nucleotide messenger RNA. It is a transcript of the gene TATDN2, whose product is annotated as TatD DNase domain containing 2. Bases 1 to 1983 code for a protein of 660 amino acids. NCBI's taxonomy places the organism in Eukaryota, Metazoa, Chordata, Crocodylia, Gavialidae. The record is from RefSeq and is a predicted model, not a curated record. The transcript is spliced from 6 exons. Gene Ontology annotation, molecular function: hydrolase activity, acting on ester bonds.
AUGGCGAGAAGUAAUCCUCUUCCAGAGAGGUACUUCUGCUUUUGCCCACUAGGCUGGUUUUGCAGUUAUCCAGAAGCCAAAAGGCUGGAUAUGUUUUUUCAGAAAAAGCAGCAGAUUGUGAUUUUUAUUGAGAAUAAAUCCAAGGAUGAUGCAGACUGUAACUUGGCACCAAGGACUGAAAGUAAGGGUGCUUCAGAAGAAGAGACUGUAAGUCACAGGAAAAAGAGAAUGAGAGACCAAGGAUCAACAGUAAUAUAUCUUAAGGCUCUCCAGGGUGUGUUUGGGCAAUUGAUAAACCAACAGCCCAGAAGGGCAGCACCUCCAUCAGAUGAAGUUAAGACUGAAAGCCCUGACCAUGGAAAAAAGCCUUGCCAGUUGGGUGGCAAUUCAAGAAGCUUCUGUACAGCUCCAAGGGUUGAAGAAGAUCAGCAUCUCCCACUAGAUUUAGAUGGACAGAAAACUGCCACAGAUGAAAGUAGUUGUGCUAGGUCAGUUGCCAUUUUGAGUGACCCCAGGAAAGAGCCUGUGACUUUCAAGAGGACAGUUAUAGCAGAACCCCCUUCGAAGCUUGUAUUUGUUGAUGAGCCCUCUUCGAGUUCAGAAGAUGGCCUUGAGUUUGAACAGCAAAAAAUGCCAGAGAAGGACCCAUCUGUAGGAAGCGAUUGGUCUGAUGUGGAAGAUGUAGAAUCUUUGGCCAGAUUCUCCCAGGAGGAUUCACUUCCACAGCUUAAUAGUCCAAAAAUUUUGGAGACUUCACGAACUUUAAGUGAUGACUUAACAUAUCCUACUAAUGUGAAUAGUUGCAUGUGGGGUGACUCUGUCGGGCGCUGGACAAGUAGUCCCAAACCACCUGAGUGUUGUGCGUUUUCGAGCCCCAGCCAGGAUACUUCCUGUCUAACUGGCUCAGGUACCAAUUCUCUCUGUGACAUUUCUGUAGAACUUGCAACAAAUGCUUCUUUCAAUGCAUCUGAAGACGCAGAGUCACCAGUUGAAAGUGGACAUUGGAGAUCACGUUCCUAUGAUUCUUCUGUGGUCUGCAGGGAAAGAAGUAGACGAUCUAGGGAGGAAGUGGGAUCCCGUGCUCCCAUUGUCCGUAGAGUCCGACUGUCGGAUUCUUUUAGUAAUGAAUACGUGAACAGGGAAGUGCCUGAUAAGCUGCCUAAAUAUUUGGAGGAGGGCUUUGUUGAUACCCAUUGCCAUCUGGAUAUGCUGUAUUCCAAGCUGUCUUUUAAGGGUACCUUUGCAAAGUUUAGAGGGAUUUACCACAGCUCCUUUCCCAAAGAAUUUCAAGGCUGUAUAACUGACUUCUGUGACCCUCGCACUCUGAGGGACUCUUUGUGGGAGGACUUGUUAAAAGAAGACAUGGUUUGGGGAGCAUUUGGCUGUCAUCCACACUUUGCACGUUACUACACUGAAUUUCACGAAAGAAGCCUCCUACAGGCCAUGCGGCACCCUAAAGCUAUUGCCUUUGGAGAAAUGGGACUGGAUUAUUCUCAUAAGUGUUCUACAGAUGUAUCCACGCAGCACAAAGUAUUUCAAAGGCAGCUACAACUGGCGGUGUCCUUACGGAAACCUUUGGUAAUACAUUGCAGAGAGGCAGAUGAUGAUCUGUUGAAGAUCAUGAAAAAGUUUGUGCCCACUGACUACAAGAUACACAGGCACUGUUUUACUGGCGGUUACAAUGUCUUAGAGCCAUUGCUAAAGCAUUUCCCAAAUCUUUCGGUGGGAUUCACUGCAUUGCUGACCUAUUCAUCUGCUGCUGAAGCAAGAGAGACUGUUAGGAAAAUCCCUUUGAACAGAAUAAUUGUAGAAACAGAUGCUCCAUACUUCCUUCCAAGACAGGUUCCCAAAAGCAUGUGCCAGUAUUCUCACCCAGGACUCGCCUUGCACACCGUGAGAGAGAUCACCCAUCUGAAAGGCCUACCACUCUCCCUCACCCUGGCUAAUUUAAGGCAGAACACAAAGAGUCUCUAUGAUGUCUAGGAAGGCGCUAGUUAAGGUAGAGAAGUCCUAGGUUGGGAAGACUGCUGUUGAACAGGGAGAAACUCUGAAGGCACACUUACAUCACACCCUGUGACUGUGAUCCCAGUGGUGACAGUUAGCCCCUCCUGACUUGUCAUAUCCACCUGCCUCAUAAGAGUUACACAUUUCUAUUUAUCCAUGUCCCUUCACAUCUCCAUUUAAUUUCCUGCUGCCAUACCUCCCCUUGGAUCACACCCCCAGACAAGGUGCCAGUGUCUGUGAGAUCAGUUUUCCUUGAGGUGAAGACAAGGAGAACUAGUGUUGGGAAAUGUGGAAUUUUAUCCAGUUUUAUAGGUAUUGGUCCAUUCAAAGGAGUUAAAUAGCUUGUAACCCCUGAACCAUUCUUGACCUGAAUGAUUCAAGGACAGCUAGAGCCCAAAGGGUGAAUGGGCAUCAACCAUAGCCUCUAAAACCACCUAACUGCUGAGACUGUGCAGUAAAGAGAACAUACUGAAGCAGAGAAUUUGAUGCACAACUGUACCCCGUUCCUUGCACAACACAAUGAAAACGCUGUACACAGUUAAGCUGGUGUUGUUUAGGUAUGGACCCUUCCUUGAAAGGUAUAAUGAAGAGCAUGUGCUAUAGGUACUAAAUAAGCUUUUAAACCUUUUUUAGCAAAAUGUUAUGACUGCUAGAGCUGAUCCACCUAAACAUAAUUUUAUGGCUGCGGUGGGUUUUAAUUUCAGGAGAAACGAAGCUUGGCUAUACAUUACAACAACCCUCUUUAACCUGACUUGUAUUUUGUUUUGUGGAAAUCCAUCCCAAAGGUGGUUCUGUGGGGCUGCGAUCAAACUGUUGUGAAGACAAGUGCCUCUGUGAAAGAAGUGCCAAAAACCUUGAUAAAUACAGUUCUCAAACCAGGUUUUAUUUGUAGAAUUCUUUUUUUUUUUUUUUUUAAACUAUUUCAUAUCUUUGCAUUCAGAAGACUUUUUAACAAGGGGUAGUAACUUUUUUAAUAAUAUUUGGAACUACAGUUGCAACUUUAAAAAAAAAUUAAAUAUUUAAAAAUGUUAAAUAAACAUUUCUAAGAGACUGCAAAAUCAUUAGCAUGGGUCUCUAUAAGCUAAAUGCAUUUGUGUAAAUUGAUUCUGCCUGUUUGCUCAGCCUCCAUUCCAGGCAGGAAUUCCAAACCCAUUUCCGAACCCUGAAAUGAUGGUAUGAAGGCAAGUUCCACUCCACCCCUCUGCUUCACAGAUUUUCCAUUCUGAUGUUAGCAUCGAUUAGGCACUUGCUUCCUGGUUUAUAUGAAGGUUUUGGAAUAUAUAGGGUUUUUUUUAAGUAUUCCUUUUAAAAGUAUUGUUAAAGGCACAUGGUCUCUCUUAAGUCAGCCAACUGAGGGGAAAGAGUUGAGUGGGAAACCAUCCUCCCUACUGCAUGAGAGUAUAUCUCAGUAGUGGGGACUGCCUGCUCCUAGGGCAGCUCUCGCUCAUGAAUGUGCCUGAUGCAUUCAAGAGAGGGACAGUUUAUACCUUUUACACUGUGAAAAUACAAUUUGAUGUUCUCUUUGUAGAACCACUAAGGGCACUAGUUUGUCUCUAAUGAAAAUGACAGCUAGAUUCUCACUAACUUCAAAAAAGGUGUGGGAGGGUGUGAUGCCCUUUGAAACAGAUGCAUCAACAACAGAGUAAAGUGUCUAGGCUAACUGAGGGUGAUUAUUAUGUGCAGCUCCUCAUAUUAAGCUGAUGUGUAUAGCAGAGACUGAAACUUGCAUCUAGUUCUUCACAUAAUCUUAGAACUGGCAAAAAAUUACUGCAGUUUCAAUACUACUUUUAUUUUCUGCUGCAGAAGCAUACACAGGCCUCCUCCCUCCCUUUGUAGAAAAGGUUCAAAUGACUUCCAAACACAUCCUAGAACAUGUGUGAUACAAUCAAGAAAAAAAUAAAAGUAAAAACAACUUAGAAGUCAGGUGGCUGCUGGUUUUCUUUACCAAGUUAUUUAAUCUCUUGCCUCCCUCCCAAAAAGAUCCGUUUUCACCCAAAUGAUUUAAAAAAUGUAAAUUAUUCAGCCCCAGGCAUCUGUUUUUUUAAAAGAAUAUUUUUCAGGUCCACAACUUGAAAGCAGAGUUUUGUUGUAAUACAGUCAUCAUGUGCUGCUGGUGUCCUUCAACUCCUGUCAGUUUUCCACUUGGACUUCUGAAAGGGCAAAGGGCAGAGAUUUAUUUUGGUUUUUAUAUUGUAAUUCCCAGAAAUCCAACCAAGAUCUGGCUUCUGUCAAUGUAGUCUUGUCAGAAGAGGAAGGAGAGGAAGACACUGAUUUGGGUUUGUGUAUGCUUGCUGCUGUGAUAGUGGCAGACUUAUGUAUGUGACUUGGAAGAUAUAGGGCUUGAGAAGGGAUUUGAAGGACAGUAAAAGUAGCUUUUCAGAUCCAUUUAUAGGAGGUGUUGGCAAACAGUGAAAAGACAUUUAUAGUGAGAACAAACAACUGAGUGAUGAAAGCUGGCAUUGUCGGCAGAAUAGGGGGUGAAGAGCCAACACAAUAAGGACGAGUGGAUGAACAGGGAAAGGCAGAAAUAUGAAGGGUCUCAAACACAAAAAUAAGACGACUGAUCUUGAUGUGGUGGUGUAGUCAGCCAAUUUGCCUCCUUUGCAUCCAAAAUUAUUUUGUUUGCCUUUUACUCGUUUAAAAAAAAAAGAUACUGGCUGAAGGCAUAUGGGAAUACUGACUUCUUUCAAAAGUGGCUUGUGAUUCAUUUUUUUUAAGUACUUUCAUAUUUUGGUCCCCAACAUCAGGUUACUUAAAGCCUCCUUACUCAGUUUCUGAAAAAUAGGCUCUUUUACAGGGUUUCAUAGUGGACACCCAAAAUGGCUAUAGUGAAAUCAUAGUGUAAAGCAGAGGUAGGCAAUGUUUUGGCCAGUGCCAAAAAAACUGCAAUGUCUAUCUUGUAAGCGGCCAGAGUGCCAGCAUGCCAGAAAAACAAAGCCGGGGCGGGAGGUACAUGGCAGGACACGCUGCAUAUUAAUAUAGUUAAUGAUUACAAAUGUUGCUUUUUUUUUUUUUUUGCUUUUUACAGUAAAUACCAGGUUUUCUAAAAAUUCCAAACCUGGUGACAAUGAAUAAAAUUUCAUAUACUA